This is a messenger RNA of Papilio xuthus (Asian swallowtail), 950 nucleotides long. RefSeq lists its product as uncharacterized. The record is from RefSeq and is a predicted model, not a curated record. NCBI's taxonomy places the organism in Eukaryota, Metazoa, Arthropoda, Insecta, Lepidoptera, Papilionidae. The transcript is spliced from 6 exons. The coding region runs from base 68 to 895 and encodes 275 amino acids. Gene Ontology annotation, molecular function: N-acetyltransferase activity.
UUUAUUGUUUCAAAGACGUUAUUUCUCGGUAUUUAAAAGAUAAAUUUUCUGUAUUAUUAACACAAUAAUGUUAAUCCAAUCGAUGUCAAAAGUUAUAUCACCCAUCGUUAGAAGUACUGGAAGAAUCUUUCAAAGUAGAAACUGUCAUGGUGUGUUUGGUAUACAGGAUUUGCUGCGACAGGAGAAGCCAGAACAUUUCGCAAUAACCGCAUUGACUAGCGGCGAUCAUGAAAUGGCUGUAGAAGUUUUGAAGAAGCAUUACCUCAAUGAACAUGUCCUUGUACGCGCUAGGGGAAUGAACCUAAGCAAUGAUCGCGCAAUUGAGGAAUACCUUAUAAGCUUACUUCGUCAAGGCAAUUCUUUAUUUGCGAAGACUGAAGAUGAACAGGUAGCAGGUAUCUGUGUUAGCUACGCAAGUAGCCCUUUGGACCCAAAAAACCUUAGAAAUUAUGCUUUUUAUCGUCAGGAUCCAAAUACGAAAGACUUUUUAUACUUCACAGCAAAACUACAAGAGACUCCAAAUUUAUGGGACUUGUUUAAAGAGCGGAAAGUAUACGAGGUUAGAAUGGUGACUGUAAAACCGGAGUACCGUCGCCAGGGCCUUGCCGUGAUGUUGGUACAAAAGUCGAUGGCACAAGCCUUCGACCAGGGUUACAAAGUCGUCCGCAUGGACUGCAUAAACCCAUACGAUUACAAGGUCGCAGAGAGAUGCAUGAUGAGUUGCUUCACUCGGUUUCCGUUGCACAAGCUACGUGGUGCUAACGCCCCAUUUAUCAAGAAGAGUUCUGACCACAACUGUUAUGUUCGAGUCUACGUAGAAGCCAGGAUACAAGGAGACAAACCUGAUAGAGUCCGGUUGAAACAACGACACGAUUUUGAUAGCUUAAUUGAAUGAUUUAAGAAUUUCACUUAAAUUAAUAAUUAUGGUUUAAUGUUAUUAAAUGUUAAAG